UGCUUACUGAGGACCAAGCAAUCUUCAGUGAAUAGCUGGAGCAACUUUAAGCCUACUUAGAUAAAGAAGGAAAAAACCAACUUUACCUGCUGUUAAUUAUACUUGAGACUCUUCAUAUUGGCCUGUUCAUUGUAAGGAUGCAAGACAGAAGCUGUGGCCAGGCAUUACCUCUUUCCUUAAUGCUGAAGGAGGCUUACUGUGCAGAGAGAGGCACCAAUAAGGGAUAUCCUGAAAAUAUGUCAGAAGCUUCAUCCUACCGUGACUUUUUCUAUGAUUCCCUAUCAGACAUACAGAAUGGGGAAUUUUCAAAUGAACUUUCUGCCUUCCUUACCCAGGAGGAGAUAUGUAAGAGCCUUGACAUAGCUCGGGAAGCCAUUGCCAAUUCCAUGAAGGAGGAUCAGAAUGCAGCACCAGACUUUACUCAUUAUUUCAACACCGCUCUUUCUAGCACUCCAGAAAAUCCUUCUUCCAGGGAUACCAAACUGCGUGAGCAAGAUGCAUUACAGAGGCCUCAAGCAAGUAGUCUGACUUCAUCUGCUGCAAGUCACGUUCUCCCAGGGAAUCAGAAAGAGCAAUCCACCGCACCUCAGACAGCAAGUAGUUUUGUCACAGUUUCCAGGAGGCAAGCAAGCACCUCACCUUUGCUAACUGCUAGUCCCAGCUUUAUUAGAAACCUGAAACAUUUGGAGAAAGAUGGUCCAGGUGUGCCUAAGACAAACCCAAAGUCUGAAUCGGCAUCCCAGGGAGAAGUUCCUUUCAGGAACAAGCUGUGUGACAAAGCUGCCACAUUCAUAGAGGAACUGUCAUCUAUAUUUAGACAGGCAGCAAAGACAAGAGGCCGAAGUCCUGAUGGGGACUCUUCUUCUCCAGACAGUGGAUACCUGUCUCCUAAAAAGAAACAACCAGAUGUAAGUACCUCAGUGAACCAGGAGUUUGACAAGCCACAUCAAGAGACUGAGCCUGAAGCAAAAUUACCUGGGAUUCAUCUGAAUGGAGAACAAUUUUCUGAAAGGGAGAGCUUCGCUCAGAGCAAAAUGGUCCUUUGCCGUCCCUCCAUCAACACGGAAGAGAAUCAAUCUUCACCACCUCAAUUCACUCAGAAGCUCCGGAGCCAGGAAGUUGCUGAAGGAAACAAAGUAUUGCUGGAAUGCAGAGUUGCUGGCAACCCAGUCCCUGAUGUCAGAUGGUUCUGUGAAGGAAAAGAACUCCAGAAUUCCCCUGACAUUCAGAUCCGUUCUGGAAGUGGAGGACUUCAUUCACUAAUUAUAGCAGAAGCCUUUGAAGACGAUACUGGACGCUAUACUUGUCUGGCUUCAAAUUCCAUUGGUUCAGACAGUACAUCAGCUGAAAUAUUCAUUGAAGGUGCCAGUUCCACAGAUUCAGAGAGUGAAAGUUUAAUUUUCAAAUCAAAAUCUGGAGCUAUGCCACAGGCCCAAAAGAAAACCACCUCCGUUUCCUUGACAAUAGGGUCUUCUACACCAAAGUCUGGAGUCACCACAGCUGUAAUUCAACCUAUCUCUGUGCCCAGUCAGCAGGUUCAAAGCCCUACUUCAUACCUGCACCGUCUGGAUGGACCCAAGCCUAGCUAUUCUGCACCCAUUUUUACAAAGGAGCUACAAAACUCCACAGCAUCUGAGGGACAAGUCGUGGUAUUGGAAUGCAGGGUCAGAGGACCCCCUCCCAUUCUUGUUAAGUGGUUUCGACAGGGCAUUGAAAUUCAAGAUUCUCCAGACUUCAGAAUUCUCCAAAAAAAGCCACGGUCUGCAACUGAACCUGAAGAGAUAUGUACCCUUGUAAUUGCAGAAACUUUUCCUGAAGACUCAGGACUUUUCACAUGCACAGCAACAAAUGAACAUGGUUCAGUAACAAGCAGUGCACAACUAACUGUCUGCUCAGCCAACUCAGAAAGUUCUAGUCAUGAAUCACUGACAAGAGACUCCAACAGUGAUGAUUUCCAUCAUUUCCCACCACUUCCUCCAGUUGAAAUCAGCUCUCUUGAGCUUCUUCCUAAGAAACAUACAGAGACCCACCAAGCAAACAACACGGAGUUGAGAUCUGGUGUGACAGCCCUUCAACUACAGCUCAAUUCAUCUGAGGAAAAAACAAAUGGCAUCCAUCCCAUUCAUGGAGUUAAUGGAAUGAUUAACAAGUCAAAUGGUGAUAAAACCAUCCCACCUCCAGCUGUCUUGCUUUCACCCACAAAGGAGCCACCACCUGUGCUUGCCAAACCAAAGCUGGACCCUAUAAAAAUACAGCAGCUGCAGAACCAAAUUCGUCUGGAGCAAGAAAGCGGCCAGCGGUAUCGUCACCAACAGCAACCUGAUCAUCAGCAGCACCCUCCCUCUUCUCCUUCCUUUCCUCCUCCCCCCUCCUUCCAGGAGCUUGAGUCCAGCCAGUCUGUCACUUCUCCUGUGCCAAUGAGUAUUCUUAACUCUCAUACUUCCCCAACCAUGCAGUCUUCCAGCUCCUUCAACUAUGCUCGGCCUAAGCAGUUCAUUGCUGCUCAGAACAUCAGCCCUGCUUCGGGUUAUGUGACUCCAUCUUCAGGAUCAUCUACAUCCAGCCUUCCUUCUCCUAUGUCUCCAACUGCUUCUCAGAAACAGUUUGGGAGAGUGCCUGUUCCCCCUUUCUCUCAGCAGUUUGCUCCAGAAGGGGAGUACGCCUGGUCUCCUUCUUCUCCAUCCCCUCCGCCCCCGCCUCCCCCUGUCUUUAGUCCAACCGCAGCAUAUCCGGUGUGUGAUUCCUUUCCACUUCCACCUCCUCCACCCCCUCCUCUUCCUUCACUUUCUUCACCUUCCCACAGCCUGUCUCCAACUCCCAGAUUUCCUAAUUCCGGCCAGUCUCCAGCAGCUUUUCUCAGCUCCAUGUUGCCAUCCCAGCCACCACCCGUUUCUGUCAACGCAUUAGGCCUCCCGAAAGGAGUGAUGCCUCCGGGAUUUCCCAAGAAAACAGGCAGAACUGCUAGGAUAGCAUCAGAUGAAGAGAUUCAAGGGUCAAAAGAUGCUGUAAUUCAGGAUCUGGAAAGAAAACUUCGCUUCAAGGAAGACCUUUUGAACAAUGGGCAACCGAGAUUAACGUAUGAGGAGAAAAUGGCUCGUCGGUUGCUGGGAGCAGACAGUGCUGCAACUGUCUUCAACAUACAGGAACCAGAAGAGGAGCCUGCUAUACAGGAGUAUAAAGUCUCCAGCUUUGAGCAAAGAUUGAUCAGUGAAAUUGAAUACAGGCUGGAGAGAUCUCCUGUGGAAGAAUCAGAUGACGAGGUGCAACAUGGAGAUGAACCUAUUGAUAACAGUAUGUCACCGUAUUUUGAGAUAAAGCUGAAGCAUUACAAAGUCUUUGAGGGAAUGCCAGUCACAUUUACAUGCAAAGUGGCAGGAAAUCCAAAGCCAAAGAUUUAUUGGUUUAAAGAUGGGAAGCAAAUUUCUAAACGAAGUGAUCACUACCGAAUUCAAAGAGAACCUGAUGGAACUUGCUCACUGCAUACUGCAGCCUCCACCCUGGAUGAUGAUGGGAAUUACACUAUUAUGGCUGCUAACCCACAGGGCAGAAUAAGCUGCACGGGCAGGCUGAUGGUUCAAGCUGUAAAUCAAAGAGGCCGCAGUCCUUGGUCACCUUCUGGUCAGCCUCAUAUGAGAAGACCACGAUCUCGAUCAAGGGACAGUGGUGAUGAAAAUGAACCAAUUCAGGAACGAUUCUUCCGGCCUCAUUUUCUGCAGGCUCCCGGAGACCUGACUGUUCAAGAAGGAAAGCUAUGCCGAAUGGACUGCAAGGUUAGUGGAUUACCGACUCCCGAUCUAAGCUGGCAACUUAACGGAAGACCGAUUCGUCCCGAUAGUUCUCACAAAAUGUUGGUGCGUGAGAAUGGCGUACACUCCUUGAUCAUAGAACCGGUCACAGCCAGAGAUGCUGGAAUCUACACGUGUAUUGCCAGCAAUCGAGCUGGUGAAAAUACAUUCAGCCUGGAGCUCAUUGUUGCAGCUAAAGAAGUACACAAAGCACCUGUGUUUAUAGAGAAGCUACAAAACACAGGUGUGACUGAGGGAUUCCCAGUGCGACUGGAGUGUCGAAUCUCGGGGGAGCCCUCUCCUCAGAUAUUUUGGAAGAAAGAGAACGAGUCACUCACAUACAACACUGACCGAGUGAGCAUGCACCAGGAUAACUACGGCUACAUCUGCCUGCUUAUCCAGGGAGCUACAAAGGAGGAUGCUGGUUGGUACACCGUUUCAGCCAAGAAUGAGGCUGGGAUUGUGUCUUGCACUGCCAGGUUGGAUGUUUAUACUCAGUGGCAACAACCACCUCAGACAACCAAGCCAAAGAAGGUGCGGCCCUCAGCCAGCCGAUACGCGGCACUUUGUGACCAAGGACUAGACAUCAAAGCAGCUUUCCAGCCUGAAGCAAAUCCAGUCCACCUGACGAUGCAGCCUGGCUUGGUAGAGAGCGAUGAUCUGUAGAUCCGGCGGCCGCUUCCAUCGUUUUCUUUCAAAGCAGAAACACUGAAAGCCAUUGCCUUGACCAAUGAUACUCCUAUGUCACUUUAUGCAAAGGCAGACACCUUCAAGUACGAAAGAUAAACAACAAACACAAUAACCAUAUAUUCCUUAUUCAUUAUACCAAAUUAGAAGAAUAGCUAGGUUAUUAAUAGAAAUGUACACAUUGCACAACAAAUCACGUUCACCAGUUCCUUAUACCUAAGUUGCUUCAGCUCUUACGAGUAACCCUUUCCAUAAAGGCCGAAAUACAUCAGAGAGACAGAUUUUUCAGAAGAGAACACUAUUUAUCACUACAUGCCUUCAUGAGCAGUAAGUAGAUGCUACACAAUCUUAAUGGUGCAAGAUGUUUUAUUUGAGGCCAUGAGAUCACAAAGAAAAUUAGAAUGUAUGGUUACCUAUAGUUCUAAAAUGGCAAUGCAUUCUGAGAGCUACAACGAACAAGUGCAAUAUUGUAAGAAUAAAACAGGAGGGGACAAGCAAGAGAAACGUAAGCAAAUGCUGUAUCUCUGCACACUGCUUUCUGUUCUACA
Nipponia nippon (crested ibis) is the source of this 5020-nucleotide messenger RNA. It is a transcript of the gene PALLD, whose product is annotated as palladin, cytoskeletal associated protein. The record is from RefSeq and is a predicted model, not a curated record. Gene Ontology annotation, molecular function: protein kinase activity. NCBI's taxonomy places the organism in Eukaryota, Metazoa, Chordata, Aves, Pelecaniformes, Threskiornithidae.